Messenger RNA from Spirometra erinaceieuropaei, 6081 nucleotides. NCBI's taxonomy places the organism in Eukaryota, Metazoa, Platyhelminthes, Cestoda, Diphyllobothriidea, Diphyllobothriidae. The record is from the annotation of a GenBank genome assembly.
AUGGUCGUUCGCAGACCUGAGUACUUCGAUGGGCAGGUGGAGCCAGGUAUGCCUUUUGCAUUGAUGUUCAAUUCACCUCUGUCGGCUGGAAGUCGUACUGUUUUACCGUGACUGAUUUGUGUUUGCCGCCAGUAUUUUGGCAGUCGAAACAAGUUAAGUCGAAAGCCAAGCUUUCUUCAAUAAUUCUAAGCUUCUAAGGUGAUUUAUAGGCCGACACUAUACUCCGAUAUACGUUUAAGGACCUUUUCUCCCUCUGCUAGUUGGACUAAGUACGAUCAAUAAAAAAUCAGUAUGAUACGUUGAUUUUUCCAUGUUUAUUUCCACCAGAGGCUCCUAUCUUUUGGUGUUCAGUCGACUUUUAAAGCGGGUUUCGGGCGGCUUUUUAGAUUUAACUUCAUAACUUUACUUGGUUAGGUGGAGGUCACGAGAAGAGGAGCGUUUCACAGCUUCUACCUUUCAUUAGACAUUUAAGCGCAAGACAAAAAUGCCGAUAAUUGAUUUGUUGCACGUAUAGCUUACCUCUCGUAAUCUUACAUUAGCUAACAUCCAAAAUGUGCGUUUUUCACCCAUUCUAUGCUGCUGUUUGGGCAAAUGCGACAGGUCUACUUAACUUCUGGGUCCCCCACGCAUUUGACAUGUUGGGCGGGGAGGGCUGAGGAACUCAUGGAUUGCGCGUAACCCUCGAAGCUACUAAAUGCGUUCACAAAAUAUCGUCAAGCGCGGCUCUAGGCGUUCAUUCAGUAUUUGACCGAAAGGGCCACUUCAAUGUGUAUCACAUACAUUAUCCGAUGCUAGUUUGGCAAACUUAAACUUUUGUUGUUCAUUGUCUGGAACUGAUUGAGUUUGCCAAGAAUAUUUACAUGAAAUAUGGUCUGCGCACCAAAAUCCCGUAACGAACACUUCACUUCUGGUGCAAUCAUGAAACAUCACAAGUGUAUUUGAUUGUAACAUCGUACUUUAGGCUUCAAAAAUCAAAGGUCGUUUGAAUUUUAGUUAAUUGUUCCAGCCACCAUUGUACCACUAAAACGGCCUCAAAGCUCGCGUGCUUUUGGUGGAAUAAAAAUUAAAUUUCUAUCACAACAUACUCACUUUCUGCAUUCUAAAACAAUGGAUUUUGAAAUUAUAAGGCAUUUUCGACGUUUUAAAUUUGUUAUAUAGGGUACAGUCAAAUAACUAGACGUCCAAGGUCCACCGGACCGCGGAAUUUAUCAGCAUACGAAAAGGGUAAGAUUAUUUUAGCUCUCUACACAUCCAUGAGUGUUUCCAGACAGUAGAUAUAGACAUAAACAGCCUUUCAAAGCCCAAAACCAAACUGCCCACACACCUACCACAAUCUUUGUAAUAGAACAUGGGCAUUUAUAUGUCGGCUUACUCUAAGCUAAAAGUGCGAUUGUGAAUGUCCCAUCACGCUAUCUACGCAUUUUGUUAAUUGAAGGUAUUUUCUGUAAGAAAAUUACCAAUUAUUCAAACUGGAUAAUUAUCAGCUAGCAACUAAAGAUUAGGUUACCUUGUUGGCAGCAUCCUAUCAAAAGACGAGGUAGUGUUUCUAAUUUUCUAUUUUUAACUUCAUUAGCUUAAAUAAAGAGACCAUGCCAACUUAACCAUUUUUUCCGCUUCUGCGUCCAUCAGAGAAGCCUCCACGUCAUUCUCAAAAGGUGCUCCCCUUCAUAGGUAGGGUCUUUGUUAAAGCAAUUGCUGCCAAAAAGACAGUGUGCUCGCUUGAUCUUAAAAUGAUAUUUACGACCCGUUAUACGACUCACCAACAACUCCGCCAGAAGAUUUGUGAAACUAAGGCGUUAUCAGAUUUGACUGUUUCCUUGCUACAAUAAUGGCACACGAGAACAGUAAACCUACUAUUAGGAUCGGGGAAAUCGCAAAAAAACUUCCGACCAGUUCAAGGUUCAAUUUAUACUCACUUCUAUGAAUGAUAACGUUGGCACAUUUUUCACUCAAUCAUUUAACCCUUAUCUGCGUUAUAAAGUUAAGAGUGACCAAUGUGGUGAAGUAGGAAAUUAGAAGCAUGAAUUGUUGCACCACAAGUGUUGCAUCCUAACUGAUCCAAGCUAAUACUUUGCUCCGUCUGGUUUGAUUUAAGAAAUGAUUUCCGGUGAAGAUCGGAGACAACGUUCACACGCUCACCGAGACCAGGGUGAGUAGCUGUGCCUUCCUAUGCCACUCCCUUUUUGAAGUCUUCUUCUUUUCGUUCUUUAAGUUGUUGUUUAAUAUUUUCCACCUUCCUACGCAGUUUCAAGUACUUUUGUCGUUUUAUAAACGCGUUCCAUUUGUACGCAAGCUCGUCUUCUGUCAGCAAUUGCCCAGAUUCCAUUAGGCAAACAGUACGAGAAAUUAGCACGGCUUUUGCUAUAAUUCUGCUUCCUAGAGUAAACACUUUCUAUUCAGUCGACAGGACUUCCUUAAUUGCUAAGACUAGUAUUCUAAGGAUGAACUCUCUACUUGGUCAGAUGGUCACUUCCUACUUCGAUUUUAUUUGAAAAUUAAGAUUUUAGUCACGGUUCCACUAAAACCUUAUUACUUUUAUUGAAAGCUAUUCGAAAUUAGUUAACGGUUACCCAGGGAAUCCGGCCUGACUUUAACAUGAAUAAAGUGGAAGCGCAGGUUUCGAAAUGUUCAACUACAAUUACACCGUUGCAGAUAUAUGUUUUUUAAAUCCUCUGCAUACAAAUAUGGUAAUCAGAUGAUUCAUUGGUUUCAUAAGAAACCUAUUGCCCUUAUGAAAAUUUAGAUGUCUACGAUGGAGCAAGCAGGCGAAAAGGCGAAGGUUUGUUAAUCCCUUUUCAAGUCAAACAUUAAAUAAAAAUGAUCCUUGACCGAAGGCACAUGGACGUCAAAUUUUUGUCCCUGAAACGAUAGGAUAAGUUUGACCCGAAGUCCACGUCUUACUAAAAAGAUUUUUUAAAAAACUACGCUUCUCAUUUUAGGUUGGGUCAGUGACAGACGUCACCCCGACAGCAGGUCGGCUACACCGACCUUUUGUAAGUCAAAGAAACAGAGAACAUCUCUUAGAAACUAAUUUUCAUCCAUAUAUGAAUAUAAGGCUAAACCAACCGAAACAACCUCACUCACUUCAAGCUAAUUUAAUUUAAACUUUGCCAUACUGUCCCUGAUCUUUAAUAGUUAUAUUAAAUGCACUGCAUGUUUUUAGUUUCUGAGGAAGAAUACUAUGAGAAGCGGCGAGCACAGUCCGUCAACAAGGGUAAAUAUGAUGUUUCUGACGGUAUGAUUAACUCUUCAACCUGAUUUACUGCAUGUUUCUUUUGACUUUUUGCAGAUCGCUCACGUCGACCUAAAAGCACGCCGAAGCCACCUCAGAGUUGUGAGAACAAAUUUGUCAUUCUAGCAUUUACUUGCCAUUUCGAUGGAGACUUCUUUCCUAAUUGUUCCUUACAAUUCCGUUCAAAUAGUCACGCGGAAGUUUCAUAGCAUAGACCCAGCCUGGUCAGCUUAAUACGCUCCGUCAAACUAUUUUCUGUAGGAACUGUUUGGAAUUGUUACAUUUCCUCCCAACUACUCGAGUGCUUAAAUGCGCUCGUUGAGAUUUAUGUAAAAGUUAAUUCCUACGAAUUCCUUUCUAUAGGCUCCUGUGGCAGUUCCAAUGCGACCACCCUUAGUACCUCCUGUAAGUGAGAUUCAUGGAUAGUUACUUUCAACUUAUGCUCGUAGAGACUGCUAAGUUUCCAAAACACUGAUUUAACUGAGGAUUGUAUUAGUUAAUAGAGGUCGCGCCUCUUCUCCUAUUAACUCUAUGUGCACUAUAGAUUGUAUCUUCGUCAAAAUUAAGCGAGUUAAUCUUCGUAUGCUGCGGAAGACCUAUUUAAAUUAAUGUACAUUAAGCGCCGACUUUGGACUGUUUAAUUCAGGCUGCCUUCAAAUCAAUGCGCCAAAUUACUUAAAAAUAACACACGCUGAGCUGUUGCGCUAACUUUUCUGAUAUGCAAUCGGACAAACUCCUCUAAUGACGACACUUUCCCCCACCACAUUUUAAAGACAGAUACAUUAGCCUCUCAUGAGGAAAUAUGUGUUCCUUUUGCAGUCCCUCCUCGAGCUCCCGAGCCGCCGGUGAACAAGAAGGCAAAAGGGGCAAUUGUUAACUGCAAGGCUGAUCCAACAUGUAAGAAGCAUAUCUUACCUUAUUUGGGAGAAAAACAUCCCUUUAAGGGGUAUCUCAGUGGACCCUUUACUGUCUGCAAAUGGCACAUUUUAUAAGUAGAUUAGCUGCAGCCCUAUGCGUCAUAGGCUCCUUUCAACACAGAAAAGGUUUCAGAUUAUCUCCUUAAACGAACCUGCAACUACCUAAUUGUCGGGUGAUUCUGAGUCAUUUAAAUGGACAGCAAAACUUUCCGUGCCCGCGUGUCUACCUCAGGAGCUUUUUUGUUUCUAGAUGUGCAAAAACACGUUUGUCCCGCAGUUUGUGGUCCACCAAAGCAAGUUCGGCUACCGGCUCGUAGCAUGAUAAGCGGUAAGUUAUAUGUUUUCCACCGAAACUGCUCCAUUAUUCGCAUGCUCACAUUUCCAAACGUCCAGCACCAUUUUCAUUGGCCGUAAUCCGCAGCGGCAUUUGAGAAUACUCACUUUAUGGAAACUUCCCCGCUAUGAACCCCAUUCUCUGACUUUCUGCUCAUUUUCCAGAUACCAGCAGGGUCUCGUACCGAAGCCUUUGCGACGACACUUUUGUUGUUAGUAAGUUCCUAUGCUUGCAUUGAUUGUGCAAUUUUAAGAAUUGCUGGGAAAUUCGAUAGAUCCUUUAAAAACUUGACUGAAGGCUCCGUUGACACUCCACAAUAAAUGUCUUUCAGAGCGGGAUCGCACAUUGGACAAAGCUCCAAUUGCCAUCACCGAGGGACCCAAAGCGAGUGAGUGAACUGGCAGAGGUCUUGAGAGUUUACUGUGGCUUUUUAUGCCGUCUCCGCUGGGUACUAUUAUUAACUCAUAAACUUUUCAUAUGUUUUUAUCUUCUCAGACAAAUUCAUACCCCGACCAGGGACGGUCACUAGAAAGGAAUGUUUCCCAUUACGUAAGUAAAAGCGCCUAUUUAAUGAUUUCGUGCCUCAGAUUCACGGCAAGUACGCAGUAUGUGACCCCACUCAGGGAAAAACCAGACCAUCGCCAAAAUGUCCUUGCCUUUUGCACCUGGCCGACCCUUUGGACGGUUUUUCUAGUCAAUCUAUCUAUUGCUAAUCAGGACUGCGAUUGCCACCGGAGGCUUUAAUGUAAAGCAUAAAUUGAUUAUUUUGCAGUUCUCCUGUACGUUUCCGAAAACUUCUUUUGCAUUAUUUAGCUCGGGUAGAUCAAUUUGGCAAUGAAAUGGAUGAAAUAGUGACAAAGCCCAAACGCGGUGUUGACGCGCUGAUUUUUACAAGUGAGUCCGCACCUUUUUUGGGAUCCUGUCAUUUGACAAGCUGGCGCCCUUUUCAGCCACUAUAAAUAGAGAGGUUAUAUCCUUGUAGACUAAUGGUAAGCUAAAAGGAUUAAAAACCGUAUUUUUCAACAAAACCUGGAGAACAAGUGACAAUAUUUUCACCCCUACUGCCGCGUACUGGGGGAAUCAAAAUAUUUUCACCGGGUGAUCCUGUCCUUCGUAACGCCCUUGUCAGUUUAAGGAGUAUGCACCGAACUCUGUUGCUCGAAUGUUUUAGGUGAUGUUGGUUUCUAUAAGCUAAUUGAACGAAUGUGAGGUGUGAAAAGCCUCUGCACAUUAAUCUUUUCAUCUUGCAGACACCUUUUAUGAGCGUGGACUCAUUAAUACGGUGAGAACGUGCUUAUUACUUUCGACUUAAUAUUUAUAAUAAUGAAUUCAUCGCCUCGCGCACUAAAAAGACGUUUUACGUUUUUACUUAAAAUGAAACAGACCACAGUGUGUUUUUCAUUUAUUCCAACACUUGGGUCCACUACUGUUCAAAUCUCUUUCUCUAAUUGUUUGCUUGCUUAUUUACUGCUAUUUACUAUGAUUUAGGAUAAGCCUGCAGAAGCUGAAGAAAGUAAGCUAUGCAUAAAUUUUCUUUUGCUUUUUCUAUUGUUCUUUUAUAAGAGCUAGGCGAGCAUCAUUCUGGUAUAUGUUGUUGA